AUGGCUGGGCCUACCUCGCCGGGCGCUGAAGGCCCCACGUUUGGCCCUCCUCAUCUUCCACCAGGUUGGAUCGCGCAGUGGGACGGCGCGAGCAAGAAGUACUACUUCGUUCAGCUGUCUACCGGCGUUUCGCAGUGGGACACGCCGACGGAUGCUGCACCCACAGGCACGCCAGCACCUGGUGUCGAGCAUCCCUAUGGCAUCCCGCGGCAGCAGGAACUGAUCACACACCCAGACGGCAGCCAGACCGUCCGGCACGUCGAUGGUUCCAUGGAGCCGGUCAACCCCCCCAUGCCGCCAGACGGCACGCGCGGCAUUGGCGGACAGACUGGCGACCGCGGCCUUGGUAGCAUGGCCAUGAACGCCCUGCUGGGUGGGAAAGACUCGAGCAACCACAAUACGAACGGCAACCAUGGCGGCUCCGGCUCGAAUCCUUUCGGCAAUCUCGCAAACCAGUUCUUGGGGGGUGGGGGUCACGGCGGUGGAGGGGCAGGCAAGAAUGCACUUGGCAAACUCGGCGGUGCGCUGGCGAACAGCUUCUUACAUUCAGGUGAUAAGCCUGAGCAGCCGCAAUCGUACCACAGCGGUCAGACUACGGGUCACCAGCCACAGCAGCAGCAGCAGCAGCAGCAGCAGCAGCAUGGCCUGGCUGGUUCCUUGAUGGGCGGUGUUGCGAGUAUGCUCGGUGGAAACAAGCCAUCGCACGGGAGCAGCAGCUACGGAUAUUCCAACUCGGGCAGCGCCUCGGGCGGCUACUCAGGCCAAGCCCCUCCGACGUCGUACCAACCGCCCGGUGGUGGUGCAAAUGCGCCCGGAGCAUCUUCCUAUCAGACAACGACGCCCAACCAUGCCCCAAACCCCUCGUUUCCUUCUCCCUCAGGUCAAAACGGGAGUCAGGCCUCGGCGCAUCAGACACACCCCACGUACGGACAGGUUCCCGGGCCGCCUCCCGGAAAGCCCCCCGGCGCGUACGGACAAAGCAGCGGAUAUGAUGCCCCAUCACAAGGGGGUCAUCAUCAUCAACAACAGCAACAACAACAACAACAACCACAAUACGGCCACACCAACAAUGGUGUUUACGAGCCUUCGUAUGGAAACGGCGGUAACGCGCCUGGUGCUUACCCCGGCAACAACCCGACCUACUCACAGGGCCCGAAUCAGCAAGGCCACGGUUACGGCUCUCAAUACUGA
Messenger RNA from Verticillium nonalfalfae, 1191 nucleotides. RefSeq lists its product as uncharacterized. Lineage: Eukaryota; Fungi; Ascomycota; Sordariomycetes; Glomerellales; Plectosphaerellaceae. Bases 1 to 1191 code for a protein of 396 amino acids. The transcript is spliced from 3 exons. The record is from RefSeq and is a predicted model, not a curated record. Gene Ontology annotation, molecular function: protein binding.